This is a messenger RNA of Electrophorus electricus (electric eel), 1901 nucleotides long. RefSeq names its product ddb1 and cul4 associated factor 13 (gene dcaf13). The record is from RefSeq and is a predicted model, not a curated record. Gene Ontology annotation, cellular component: nucleolus; small-subunit processome. Gene Ontology annotation, biological process: maturation of SSU-rRNA from tricistronic rRNA transcript (SSU-rRNA, 5.8S rRNA, LSU-rRNA). Lineage: Eukaryota; Metazoa; Chordata; Actinopteri; Gymnotiformes; Gymnotidae. Gene Ontology annotation, molecular function: protein binding.
GCACACGUCAGCUGAGAGAGCGACACAUGUUUUCGCGUCUCAUAAACACAUGUUAAGGUCGUGGUGUGGUUUUCUCGGUAUUGUAUAUUUCUCGCCGUGCAAAGAUUUGCAACCCAUAGACAUAUGAAUAAAAUAAAGAGGUAUGAAGGUGAAAGUGCUUUGUAGGAAUCCGGACGAUUAUGUUCGCGAGACAACACGGGAUAUACAACGUGUUCCCAGAAAUUAUGACCGCACUCUCCAUCCAUUCGAGGUACCAAGAGAGUACACCAGAGCCCUGAAUGCCACCAAGAUGGAGCGCCUAUUCGCGAAACCCUUCGUGGCCUCCCUGGGCGGCCACAGAGACGGCGUUAGCUGCCUGGCUAAGCAUGCCAAGAGUCUGUCCACUGUGUUAUCUGGAGCUUGUGACGGAGAGGUGAAGGUGUGGAACCUCAGCAGGCGGGAGUGCCUGCGUACUAUCCCGGCCCACGAGGGCUUCGUGAGGGCUAUAUGCUCGCGAUUCUGCGGGACUUCGUUUUUUACGGUAGGAGAUGAUAAGACCGUCAAGCAAUGGAGAAUGGAGGCCCCUGGAUAUAGGGUGCGGGAAGAGCCCCUGAACACCAUUCUUGGGAAGGCCGUGUACACGGGCAUUGACCACCACCAGAGCGAGGGCACGUUCGCCACGUGCGGCCAGACGGUGGAUAUCUGGGACGAGCAGAGAACCAGCCCCAUCCGCUCCUUCAGCUGGGGCGUGGACAGCUUCAGCUGCGUGCGCUACAACCCUGUAGAGACUGAACUCCUGGCCAGCUGUGCCUCGGACAGGAGUAUCGUGCUGUAUGACAUGAGAGAGUCCACCCCUCUUAAAAAGGUCAUAAUGAAACUCAGAAGCAACACACUUUGCUGGAACCCAAUGGAGGCUUACAAUUUCACAUGCUCCAAUGAAGACUACAACCUGUACACAUAUGAUAUGAGAUAUCUGGAGACACCAGUGACGGUGCACAUGGACCACGUCUCUGCCGUGUUGGAUGUGGACUACUCACCUACGGGGAAGGAAUUUGUGUCUGCCAGCUUCGACAGGACCAUACGCAUCUUCCCCAAGGACAAAGGUCACAGCAGGGAGGUGUACCACACCAAGCGCAUGCAGCACGUCAUCUGUGUGAGGUGGUCGGCGGACAACAAGUACGUUCUAAGCGGCUCGGACGAAAUGAACAUCCGUGUGUGGAAGGCCAACGCCUCGGAGAAGCUGGGAGUGGUAAGAGCCUCCAGCCCCUCGAGGCAGCUGACCCCACUAAGCCGGGCUGUUCUCUGUGGAAUAUGCCGAGCUCACCUCCAGGGAGAAGGCAGCCGUGCAGUACAACCAGAAGCUGAAGGCAAAGUUCAAGAACCACCCGAAGGUGCGGCGCAUCGCCCACCACCGCCACCUCCCCCGGGACAUCUUCAAGCAGAAGCGAGAGUUGCGGGACAUGAAGGAGGCGCGUCGCAGGAAAGAACAAAACGUGCACAAACACAGCAAGCCGGGCUCUGUUCCCAUAGUGACCGAGAAGGAGAAGCACGUGGUGACCGUGGUAGAAUAACGCGGACGAGCUUCAGUUGUGCACAAAAACAUGCGAAAAAACUUUUCUCCCUGCCAUUGCCAUUCCGAGACGUCCUGUUGACCAAAGUCGGCAUUGCAGUUUUCCAUACUUUAUAGUGGACUAACUGAACAUGAGCUACAGCAGUCAUAGCUGUGUAGGAUUUUGGUUUUGGUUUUGUUAAAGAACCUGAUGGUAAAAGAAUGCAACUCCUGAUUCUUCACUCUGAAUUAUUUUGCUUCUGUGACCGUAUUGAGCAAAUGUUUCUGGGGUACUUUUUAAGCAGUUUUCUGCAACAGCAACAACCUGACCUGCCCACCAACCUUGGAGAAAUAAAACAUGGUCUUUAUGUAA